CAUAUGCCUCAAUGCCUGAGGAUUCAUCAAGUUUUCUCAACUGCAGUUUGGGUGAUGAUUAUAAUUUUACAGACGAAUCGACCAGAGAAAUAUUUAAGCAAUUACUCGAUGUAGAACCAUUGACUUCCACAACAACAACAACAGCAACAACGGAUGAGGGUAGGAGCGCUAAUAAAGAAGAGGAGGAGGCGGAAACAAUACAUUCUGAUCGAAGUCUUCGAACGGAUAACGAAAAUCCGUCAGAAGAAGACAAAGCAACUAAAGAAACAGUGGCUGAAAAGACUGCUACAGACAUGAAGGAUGCAGAUAAAGAUGUCCUCAAGGAGGUCAGCAAUCCACAGGAAAGUUAACAAGUUAACAAGUUAACACGAUCAUUUCGUUUGUUUACAAACUGCUGGACAUCGGAUGUUUUCUCAUCGGAAAAGCCCAAAUUCGCCAGUUUACCCACUUUCGGCCAAGCGAAGCAACUCUAGCUCUUUUGAGUCUAUUUUCUUUCUGUUGCGGUGUAAGUUUUUGCACUUUUUGGAAUUUCAAUGGCUUAACCCCGAGCCC
This is a messenger RNA of Musca domestica (house fly), 552 nucleotides long. RefSeq lists its product as uncharacterized. Bases 12 to 350 code for a protein of 112 amino acids. NCBI's taxonomy places the organism in Eukaryota, Metazoa, Arthropoda, Insecta, Diptera, Muscidae. The record is from RefSeq and is a predicted model, not a curated record. The transcript has 3 exons.